GAAGGGGGGAGGAGAAUCUGAGAUUUUUUAUGUCAAUCUCUGGAAUAUCAGAGGUUAAGGGGAGACUUGACAGAAGUAUAUAAAAUUAAGAGGCAUAGACAAGGUAGACAGUCAGAACCUUUUUCCCCAGGGCGGAAACAUGAAAGAUUAGAGGGUAUAGUUUUGAGGUGAGCAGGGCAAAGUUUAAAGGAGAUGUGGGGAAAAAGUUUAUUUUUUACACAGAUGGUGGUGGGUGCCAGGAAUGCGUUGCUAGGAGUUGUGACGUUUCUACGGCUUUUAGACAGAUAUGCAUGGAAUGGAAGGAUGUGGAUCGUGUGCAGGUAGAUGAGAUUAGUUUAUCUCAGCAUCAUGUUCGCAACAGAUAUUGUGGGCCUGUGCUUUACGGAAAAUUGUUAUACCUUGUGAUAUUGGCAUUCCUAAAAUUAACAUUCAAAACACCAACCUUUAUCUUAAUCACAUAUGAGACCCAAUGCCUUCCUUUGGCUGCACUGGGAUUGAUGCAGAUGGAGAAAAUGGUCGAGAACAAUUAAACCCAAAUUAUCUUUGUCUAAUCUUCAUCUAGUUAUUUUUGAUUACUUAUUUCUUCUUUAAAUAAAUUCCUAUUUUACCAGGAUACAUAUUGCUGCUUAAACACUAAGGGAGAGAAGUUCUGACCAACAGUAAUGGUUACCAACUCCUGCACAAAAACCUUAAGCCCACAAACUGAAGAUCACUAAGAAGGUCAGAGAGAAGAUAGGAAUGCUAACAGCAAACAGAAGGCAUAAGUGCAUCAUUUUUCUGGUUGCAAGGUUUAAGGAAUGAUAUAUCACAGGAAUGUCAUGGGGUAUGAACUUUUUACAACUUAGAUAUAGCCGGAAAAUGCACCGAAGGUAUGGUUUCUAAAGUUGAUAACUGAUCGUGUGGAACUAGCCUAUGAAGAGGACAUAAGGAGGCUGGCUACAAAGGGAUAUUGGUAGAUUAAAUGUGUGAAAAGAUCUAAUAUGGAAUAGUUGUGCCAUAAAGUAACAGCAAAAAGGUUUGACUUAUACUUGCAUGGGCAUCGUAAUAUUUACAGACUUCCCUAUCCUAAUUAACACCAUAUAAUAUUCCUGGAGAAGUGAAAUAAAGUGAGAAAACCCAUCUGGGCAAAUGAAGAGAGGUCUGGAGAUUCAUUUGGUGCUGAAUCUUCUGCCAUUACCAGAAUUGGCCCAACUCUUGCUUUAAAUGGGUUUAGGUAGUCAGCAUCAGCGCCAAUCCCCAUCUUUUCCUGACGUUCAGCUUUCUGUGGGCUAAUGAAGAAGAACACCACAAGCAGUUACGAGAAUAAAGACGAAGCAACCUACAAAAGUAAAGGCUUGGCCACAACCCAAAAAUAUUACAAACAUCACAAAUCAGAGUAAUGGUUAACCACUCAAUUAUGAGAACAGAUGGCAGCCAAGUUGCGCAGUUGUUAUCAGAAGCUUUUGAAAUGAAAGAAAAUGACUAUUGCUGGUAUUACCUCCUAAACGCAUCCCACAUUUCCUGGACUUCUAGAAGGUCAACAGCUGAGCUUCAAACAGUAUAGCUUUGUUCUUAAGGUGCCGAUUUUAGUGAAAUAGAUUUACUUAUCAAGUUAUGCAGCCUCAGCCUCAGCUGCAUCUACUGCUAAAAACUCUUUAAUUUGUAGAGAGUUCAUACACUCAUCCGUGGUAUUAUAGGUCAGGAUUCAGAUGCCUGUUACAUUUAACGGCUCUUAACUGCAAUACGAAAUAUAGUGAAGUAAAAGGUUAAUGUUGCGUCAAAGCUGAUCAAGCUAGGAUUAUAUAUUUUUUAAAUCAAGUAAAAAGUGUUUUACCUACAGUUCUAACCAGAAAUCUGAAACGGCAAACUGACAGAAACAUGGGUUCUGCUCAUAUUUUUUAUACAGUUGCCUGUUUUUACAAUGUUGCUUCACUGGAUGUCUUAGUAACACAUUCAACACAAUAUCCACCAGUUCUGAAUGAGUUCAACACAAAAGAUGUGUCUUUCCUGAACCUCAGUGGCCUCAGCCUUGGAAGAAGCUACCUCGAUUGCCUGAGGCAACAUAACCAGCUACAGGUCCUACUUCUGAACAACUCCAAUUUAGACACUUUGGAUGAUACAGUAUUUUCAAACAUAUCUAGUCUUAAACAGCUCUAUCUACAAGACAACAGGCUAAUAGAUUUCCCAUCCAAACCAAUGCUUCCACUUACUCAUCUCCAAGUCCUAGUUAUCAAUAACAAUUACAUCAAGGAGAUCAAGCCAGAUGCCUUUCAGGAACUAAAGGAGCUCAAAGAGCUUCACCUGGGGCCCCAGGUGCAGUUUCAAAACUUUGAUUAUCAAGCCCUGCUUCCUCUGAAAAAGAUUAAGGUGCUGAUUCUCAGAGGCCUCAACCUCACGUUCGUGCCUGUCAUUAAUCAGAUGCAGCUGCUUCAGGAUUUGGAUUUAUCUGAUAAUCAGAUUGAUAGAGUAUUAUCACAGUAUUUUUAUAAUCUCACCAGACUCCAGACGCUACAAUUGGCAGGGUCUGGGAUUACAUUUAUCAGCAAAUCAGCCUUCAGCUCUCAGAAGAACCUGCGCCUGUUGGACUUGUCCAGGAACAAGCUAAUCACCCUUUCGAAAGAAGCACUUAGUCCCAUUAUUGGGUCAAGACGUAAUGCUGUGGUCAUUAUUUUGGCUCAGAACUCAUUUCACUGCGAUGCCAGCAUGUGCCUGAUGAAGAGAUGGCUGGACACUGUAAAGAUGCGCGUGCGGCUCGACCUGAUGUGUUACAGCCCUGAGAGUCUCAAAGGACAGUCAAUGGCCCAGCUACUGCUCACUGACUUCAACUGUGUAAAAGAGCCUAAUUUUGCAUUUCUACCCAAAGCUUCACACAUAAACAAAACUACUGUGGCACACUCAUUUCUUGGGAAAGGGAUCAUUGGCGUCAUAAUAGUUGCUGCAGCUGCACCUAUCCUUCUCAUCUCCAUUAUAUACUUAGCAUCAUCAAAGUCAAUUCAACAAUCUCGUCUCAUGAAACAUUGUGCCUGCAACAAUAUGGGAUCCACUCAGCAAGGGAAAGAAGAGGCAGCCACAAACAACUUUCCUCUAUAAGCAUAAUGCAAACUGUAUUUACAAAACCUGCAUGUACAACAAUUGAAUACCUACAGCUGUAACUAAUGUACCAUGACAAAAAUAGGAGACAUGAUCCCUGUGCUUAGCAGGUUUUGACUUGUUCAUACCCCCUUCAUCCAAUGUGUUGAACACAUUUCUGGAAAUGGAAUGUAUGCCACUUUUUUCAGAUAAUUGUUGAAAUAAAACAUGCAGUUGCUUUUUAACAGUGCCAAGAAUGAGGAAACAUUUAUCCACAUCAUCUGCCAAGUGAUUGACCAAUUACCUGGAAAAUACUUCCCGUUGACUUCGGCUGAUUCAAAAUUAGGGAAUUAAAUUUAUAUUAAAGAACUUUCAAGCUU
This is a messenger RNA of Leucoraja erinaceus (little skate), 3428 nucleotides long. Its product is annotated as vasorin-like. The record is from RefSeq and is a predicted model, not a curated record. Lineage: Eukaryota; Metazoa; Chordata; Chondrichthyes; Rajiformes; Rajidae. The transcript is spliced from 7 exons. Bases 1858 to 3069 code for a protein of 403 amino acids. Gene Ontology annotation, molecular function: protein binding.